AUGUUGAAGAUUUUUAAGGGCCUAGGAUUUUCAUCUUCAAGUAAUAUAGUUUUUCUUUGGUGGGAAAGGCCCUUCUCGGUUGACGUACUUCAUGUGCUGAGGUCUGUUAAUCACUACACAAAGCAACGAGCAAUUAUUGACGUGGCUGUUGGUGAAGGUGAGGCAGUUGAUGUAGGUUCAACAGUUCUCUACGACGUUUAUUUGUUUGAUGAGAGGGCGUCCGGAACAUUAAAGAUGGGCACUAAACUGAGAACUGAGAGAGCUUUUAUAACAGAAAAGUUUGCUGAUGACAUUCAGUGGCAAGGAGGUUUUAUUGGUAUGAAAGUUCACGGCAGACGGCUUAUUGCUUCUGGCCAAAUGCUGAUGCAUGUUUUUUUGCGAAGAGAACCAACUCCUGUAAACGUACUUAAUAUCAGCGGCAUAAGAAAGAAUAGCGAAGAGUGUGACUUUCCGCCACCACAAAAUACCGCGUCGUCGUCCUCAGAAUCUGUGCCGUAUCAGCCUCCGCGUCAGCGUCUUCGCUCAGGAUCGGAAGACUUUCAUCCCUCAAGGGUGCUGCAAGCGAUAAAUGACUUGAGUGCGAAAUUGGAUGCUAUGAAUAUAACGCUGGAGCGUAUUCGAAGCUCAUUAGGAGUCCCGUCGCCGGUUGGGAUUUUUUUAAUUGCUUCAUAUCAGGCUGUUGGGCGUGGCUUUUUGGUACUUUCGUAA
Molecule: messenger RNA, 708 nt
Organism: Enterobius vermicularis (human pinworm)
Lineage: Eukaryota; Metazoa; Nematoda; Chromadorea; Rhabditida; Oxyuridae
Source: the annotation of a GenBank genome assembly